GGCAACGAUUCAGUUCAUGUUUUGCUCUCUCGUCGAGAGGAUCGUUGUCCGUUUUGUCGUGUUUCGUGGCUCUUUUUGACCGAAGUUACGAGAUUUUUCCUCCCUUGGUGUCUAGUCGGGGUUUCUGGGAAAGCAUUAAAAGAGGAAUAGGCGCGUAAAAAAUCGGAGCCUUAUGUGGAAGGACCUCUGCCAGCAGCCUCGUGAUAGAGAUAGGAAGAAGACAUUUGCUGCCGCCGAGACAUAUGCUUGCCAAAACAAGACCUUGGUACAAUCCGGGUACGACUCGGACAAAGGAAGGCUCAAAUUACAUCGGAUCCUCUGUCCCAUUAUCGAUUCAUGGGACAAAUUAAUUCGGGUAAGAAUUGGUAGUUGGAACCUAAAGAACGAAAGCCAGUGGAAGAAAAUCCUGCCCCGAGUGUUGCCCAAGUGUGAAACAAUGUGUUGAACCCGCGGAUUACUAGGUGUGUGGUUAGAAGUUCAGUGGUCAUUUCCACGACACUCGGUGCAGUCGUUAUGCAAUAUGUAUACUACUGAGCGGGGUACUAGCUAGAAAACACAACAGCCACAGUUCUAUAAUAGUCACUAGAAAGCACCUCCAUUAGAAGUAAAAACGUUUAAGCGCGAAGAAAGUAGAAACGUGAUAAAACUCAAGUGUCAGCAGCAGGUUACCCGAUUGCGAGAAAAGAGAUACGGCAAAAUUAAAGGCUAAACACGCUUCAAUUUUACUACUUCUGCCUAUGUGGAGUAGUGUGGAAAAUCCUCCCCCUAAGCCGCUUCUGGAAAGUAAUCGAUCAACCCGAGUGGCGGUGCCAGUUGUGCAAUUUUUUACUACUUACUUACCUACCUACUUACUAAUUGUUUAGUGUUGUGAUUUACGCUAAGCCUAGUUUGACGACGCGAACGCAAAGAGUUGCAAACAUCAAUUAGCCGGCUGUUGUAAUGGGAUUCUUAAACCGUCGGCGGAAUCACACAUGUUUGUAUGUUUGUUUUGAUAGCUGACUGUGGAUUUCAAAAACCCGGAACGAAAACAACGCCGCACUUCUUCGCAACGGAAACUUGGAAUUGGUUGGCGAAUUAGAUUGCGGAUGUUGUUUAUCUACUACAUACAACUCAAUCGUCGUUUAGUACGAUAAAUCGUCGUGAUAGUCAAGCAAACGGUGGUUUCGGGACGCAAUGUGUAUUCGCGAAAUAAGAAUAUGAUAAAGAACUGAGAACAAAUAGAGUUGUAUUUGGAAAAGCAGUAAAAUAUUUUAAAAUAGAGAAAUAGUGUUUCCAAAGUGCUUCGGAAAACCCCGCCGGAAGAUUGCAUGAACCAAAAGGAACACGCCAUCUUUUCUACAAAUGUCCGCGAGCGUGUGAAACGGGGAUCCUUUAGAAAUCGCCAUUUUUAGUACCCCAGUUGAAGAAAAUAAAAGAGAAAUCCCCAAGGGAAGCGCGGAAUUUGUGAUUUGGUGCAAACAACAAGCGUGUCGCGCGUCGUGUAACGAAUCUUAUACGCGCGUCCCGUGUGAAAGGUGAGAUCGUUUCCCUUUUUCGGCUCACUUUUUUUAUUCUUUCUGCAUUUUUUUUUGCGCGUGCAGAGAUUUAAAUUAAUGACGCAAUAAAAAACUAAUAAUUACAAUUACACAUACGGGUAAUUAAUUUGACCGACGACGCACAGUUUGCACGCCAGAGAGAGUUUUCCGACAGUUUAUUUUUUUAAAUUUUUAUUCAAAGCGGUGGGAUACCGAAAUUUGUGUUUCAUAGAACUUUCAAGAAAAACGAGUAGACUAAUUAAAAAGUUGUCGGAACUUGGAACAACCAACACUUGGUGAUUAACGAGCUCGAGUGCAUGAUGUUGAUAUGCUGUUGUAGUGAGUGACCAAAGUUUGAAACCAAUUCGGAAGCCUCAGCCGGAUACGACCAAUUGUAGUGAAAUUAAUCGCACAAUUUCUGUACAAUUACACUCCUAGCCUAGUUUUGUUUUUAUUUUCUCGACCGCGUUAAUCUAUCAGUUAAUACGCAGAAAAAAGGCCACAUGUCCGCAUCGCUAUUAUAGCGGUAAUUAUCAUACUUUUUGCGCUUUAAAACGUGAACACAAGUGAAUCGCACAAAUGAACGUUAAUGGGAAGUGUAAAAAUUUCCGUAUGGCCCUUUUCACUGAAUGAUGGAUUGAUAUGAAUGAAUUCCGUCGCUGAUGGUCAGAGAAAACUUGCGAACGUCAUUGGAUUCGGGGGACAUCACAUCGCCAAAGAUGAUCAACACCACUAAACAUGAGACGCAGCCCUAGGUUCCAACGUUUGUGCAUAUGAUCGCGUCGUUCUGGUCGUCGCAAAUCAGCCGUCAUUUAUCAUCAGCGAAAUUCGCGCAGACCGAGACGGGCCAUCGCGUCGAAUUCGAUUGAAAUCUCGCGCAGAGUGAAUAAUUACGGCCCAUCAAAUCGAGGAAUAUUCCCAUCACUUGUCCACGGAGGAGUUGAUACAAAAUUGAAGAAAACAAAGACGACUUCGAAAGAAGAAAAAACCGUAAAAGUUAUAAAUAUAUUAGCAAAAGGUGACAACAAACUUGUUAGUGAGUGAUCUUGGAUUCCCGAAAAAUUGAGUGAGCGAGUGAGUGAUAAUUUUUUUCUCGUUUGAUUGUUUCUUGUUACCAUUUGAUGAGCCCCUGAGCAGCCCCGAAGCAGAUUGAGCUCUGCGCAGCGCCGUAUGAAAUGGUGACAUUAAUGCCUUGUAGUUACAUAUCGGCACCCCGGCUCUCCAUCAUUGAUAAAAUGAUAGAGAUAGAACCCAAGGGAAAAAGAUCACGCACAGAAGGCCCGGAUUCAGCUGAUAGAAAUCGCAACUACAGCUCGACCUCAGUAUCUAGUCUCAGUUCGUCGGGAACGUCGGCAGACAGCUGCUUACCGCACGGCGCCGGAUCAACGCUUCACUACCCAACGGCUGCACAUUCCUCGACAGGAUCUUACCCACUGUUGAACAGUAACUACAGACCCCUCGGAGGAGGAGGCGCAUCUAGCACAGCAACCAAUCCGAUUCACAACGGCAUAUCAUACGGGUCAGCGACCUCCAACCAUAGCUCAACGUCAACGCGGCUCAACGGAGGAGCAAGUUCAACGAUCACUUCUUCAAGUUUAAGCGCUCAAACAGCUGUCGGAAACUCCCUGGAUGGCCUAUCAACUGCAUCCAGUGGCCUGAAUAGUCUUAGCAGCGCAAGUGGCAACUCCACUUCAGCCACCCUGGGUCCCGCAGAGCUUGGGAUGUCGCAUUGGCUGACCGACGGGACAGUCAAGUCGGAAAUCCGCAGUCCGGGUUUGGACGUCGGACUCUCAGCAGGCAAUCUUCCAGUCGGUGCCACCCACCUCGAUAGUUCACUGUUCUGUGCCAACCCAGGAAACCUGGACGCUCUCCAAGGCACCACCGGCUCGUACGAAAAGUCUGAGUACUACCCCUACACCUACAACAUGCAGCAAUACGCACCGUUUACCUACUCCUCGUACGGAUCACCCUACCAGGCCCGAUCCUCAACGAAAAUCCCCUCGCCAAAUACAUAUCUUCCGUCCAGUUACGCAGCGGCCGCCGCCAACAACAACUCCGCACAAAUCUACUCAUCCUACGGUUACAACAACUUUGCACAGUUCGGUACCAGUCAACAGGACUACUACAACUACAAUGACCCAACCUACUCGCCCUACUACCAAACUGCCACCUACCCGCCCUAUGUUAGCUCCCCCGGAUCCAGCGGCAGUCAAAGCUUCCACGUUGCAGCCGGCCUAUCUGCCGAAAGUCCCUCGGAAGCACACUCCUCAGCAACCCCCACUAUGCUGCAACACUCCCACUCUCCGCAAUCACCACUCUCAAUAUCCCCCACAAUCCCUCAAAAUUCGGCAGCAGCCGUGGCGACAGCCGCAGCCAACUCCAAAACUACCCCCACCAGUGGAAAGCCGGGAAGGGCGCGAGGUCGCCGGCAUGCCCAUCCUAGUCCGACGCGGAGUUCCACUUCCGAACCCGGUGGUAUAACAGAGAAGACGCCGGAGCGCAUCUUCAUCUGGGAUCUCGAUGAAACCAUCAUCAUUUUCCACUCGCUGCUGACCGGGACCUACGCGGCCAAGUACAAUAAGAGUCGGGACCACCACAUGCAACUGGGCUACCGAAUGGAGGAGCUGAUCUUCAACAUGGCCGAUUCGUACUUCUUUUUCAACGAUCUGGAGGAGUGCGACCAGGUGCACAUCGACGACGUAUCCUCGGACGACAACGGCCAGGACCUGAGCAAUUACAACUUCGGAGCCGACGGAUUCCACACCGGAACGGCACAAGGAGCUCCACCAAAUAUUUGUCUUCCUAAUGGCGUUCGCGGGGGCGUCGACUGGAUGCGAAAGCUGGCGUUUCGCUAUCGGAAAAUUAAGGACACCUACAACACCUACCGAAAUAACGUGGGCGGUUUGCUCGGACCUCAGAAGCGGGAACACUGGCUCCAGGUUCGGUCGGAUGUGGACUUUGAGACGGACAGCUGGCACAGUUUGACGUUGAAAUGUUUGAACAUGAUCGCCCAGAGGGAGAACUGCAUCAACGUGCUGGUGACGACGACGCAGCUUGUUCCAGCGCUGGCCAAAGUGCUGCUCUACGGGUUAGGUCAGAUUUUCCCCAUUGAGAACAUCUACAGUGCCAACAAAAUAGGUAAAGAGUCCUGCUUCGAGCGCAUCGUAACGAGGUACGGCCGGAAGAGCACCUACGUGGUGGUGGGCGACGGCCAGGACGAGGAAAGCGCUGCCAAAAAUCUCAACUUCCCCUUCUGGCGGAUAUCGAGCCACAGUGAUAUUCGGUCCCUGCACACGGCCCUGGAAAUGAACUUCUUAUGAACACGGAAGUUGGUUAUUGCCUCCAGCACUGUUAUUCUGUACGUUCAACAGUUAAUUUUGUUCAACGAAGUUCUGCUGACUGUGUUAAAUUAAAAGUGUCGUUAGUAGAAUAACCUAAUCGAUCUGUAAUUUUAUGAAAUUGUGCGAAGAUUUUUUGCAAAAGACUAAUCGGUUGAUUUAAACAAAAACAAAUUAUUUUCAUUAUAAAAAUGAGUUGUGAACAGCAAAACCCGACCAUUGUAUUUUAUCUGCCAUUUCUCUCCAGUUUGCCAAAUUUGUUAAGAAAAAUACACCUUCCCCUGUAAAACCAAAUCAAAUCGAAAACUAUAAUGAAACUGCUCAAUGGGGUCGUUUGUUCCAAAAAAUUCAUUUAAAGAUCCUGCAAAUUUUCCUAAAUCCCAGUGUAUAUCUUUGAAUGUACUAAAAUCUCAUGUGCAAAAAACUGAACCUUACACUAGAAUGCCAAUUUUUGUCUGAUAUAAAUAAUAGUUAUUGCAUAUAGAUCAAAUGUACAUAUUUCCUAAAUAUAGUAACUUUCAAUGGGCUGUACGCACUGAUAACUGUAAACUUCAAAACAAAAAUAUCAAAUUAUCAAAUAGUCACUGAUGGCACCUUAUAGUAAAAAAAAAAUGAAAUGAAACACAAAAUGUAAUCAGCAGAAAUGCUUUCCUUUAUGAUAAUCGAAAUCAUCUACAUAGAUAUCAACGGUAGCAAAUUAAGCCACACCUUAUGCAGCAAUCUGUACAUAAAUCUGCUUUAGAGGGAGUGAAAUCAAAUUGUGGAAAAAUACUUUCAUGAAAACAUUUUAAUUGCGAAUAGAAAAAAACUGAACCUAUCUACCAGCUUAUUGCAAAAAAAAAAAACUAGAACGAAUAUAGAUACAUAGUUAUUAUUCUUUAUGUAAAGCGACGUGUAAAGUUAAGAUGGUGAACAAUUAAACUCUAUUUAUAAGCCCACCAACAACCACGGAACGUUAAAUUAAUGCAAGCCAAAAUAUAA
Molecule: messenger RNA, 5833 nt
Organism: Uranotaenia lowii
Lineage: Eukaryota; Metazoa; Arthropoda; Insecta; Diptera; Culicidae
Gene: eya
Product: developmental protein eyes absent
Exons: 8
Coding region: 2690-4834 (714 amino acids)
Biological process (GO): cell differentiation; negative regulation of extrinsic apoptotic signaling pathway in absence of ligand; positive regulation of DNA repair
Cellular component (GO): nucleus
Molecular function (GO): protein tyrosine phosphatase activity
Source: RefSeq, a predicted model, not a curated record